Molecule: messenger RNA, 1055 nt
Organism: Salvia splendens (bonfire salvia)
Lineage: Eukaryota; Viridiplantae; Streptophyta; Magnoliopsida; Lamiales; Lamiaceae
Product: metal transporter Nramp5-like
Exons: 10
Coding region: 69-1055 (328 amino acids)
Biological process (GO): manganese ion transport; iron ion transmembrane transport
Cellular component (GO): plasma membrane
Molecular function (GO): manganese ion transmembrane transporter activity; cadmium ion transmembrane transporter activity
Source: RefSeq, a predicted model, not a curated record
GAAUAUAAAUAAAAGGGUUUAUUACAUAAAUUUUCCCUAAAGAAAAAACACACAUUUAUUGCUACAAUAUGGCAAGCUUGCAGCAGCAGCAGGGCAGUGGCGGUGGGAACACCAACCGUGUUGUCGCGGUUGCGCAGACGCCGCCUGCCGCCGCCGGAAACAAAGAAUUUGAUCAGGAAGAUCAAUUUCAACAGGAACCUGGGUGGAAAAAAUUCUUGAAGCAUGUUGGACCUGGUUUCUUGGUCUCGUUGGCAUACCUUGAUCCGGGAAAUUUGGAAACUGAUUUGCAGGCGGGAGCAAACCACGGCUAUGAACUGUUGUGGGUAAUACUUAUCAGAUUGGUGUUUACCCUUAUAACUCAAUCACUAGCAGCAAAUCUAGGAGUCAGCACUGGCAAAUAUUUAGCGGAGCAUUGCAAGGCUGAGUAUCCAAUAUUCGUCAAAUUAUGCUUGUGGAUUCUAGCUGAGCUUGUUGUCAUCACUGCCGACAUCCCAGAAGUGACCGUGAUUAAAAUUGCUCUGAACAUCUUAUUUAAGAUACCAGUUUGGGUUGGGGUUCUCUGCACCUGGUGCAGUACUCUACUCUUGCUCGGUCUACAAAAAUAUGGUGUUAGGAAGCUGGAAUUUUUAAUAACAAUAUUAGUAUUCAUAAUGGCAGCAUGUUUCUUCGGAGAAUUAAGCUAUGUGAAACCUCCGGCUAAAGAAGUGAUGAAGGGAAUGUUUGUUCCUAAGUUAAAAGGCCAAGGCGCCACCGGGGACGCCAUCGCGUUGCUCGGCGCACUCGUUAUGCCGCAUAAUCAUUUUCUUCAUUCUGCUCUAGUGUUGUCGAGAAAGAUACCUAAUUCUGUUCGUGGCAUUAAUGAUGCUUGUCGAUACUUCUUGAUUGAGAGUGGAUUUGCGCUUUUUGUAGCCUUUUUGAUUAAUGUGGCCGUUAUUUCCGUGUCUGGUAAUGUUUGCUUAGCAGAUGAUCUCUCAAGUGAAAACGAAGAUAGCUGUAGCGACUUAACACUAAAUUCAGCAUCCUUCCUCCUCAAGGUAAACUUAUUCAAUUCUUAA